AUGCUGCAGUCGUUCUUUAAAUCGAGAGCAACAUAUGCUAUAUCAGCUGUUAGAGCAGUUCCGGUCACUUGUGCAAACAUACGUGCUUAUAAAACACGCAUUCAACGGUUAUAUGACGAUGGAAUAGAUUUGAAACAACAAUCAAUUGAAAUUAAUCCAGUCGAACAUACUCGUCGAUGUGCAUUCUAUAAAGAUGUUGAUAUGUGGACAUUCUAUAAGACAACAUGUCCCAACGUACGAACACUUGGUGAUGCCUUGUAUGAAGGUUAUGUUGUUUCAGAAGACGGUCCUUGUGUGGGCUUUUUUCAACCGUCGAACAGUACAGAGUCAUUACAAUGGCUGUCCUAUUCGAUGGUAUUGGAACGAAGUCGUUUCAUCGGUUCACAUCUAUGGACGGUUACAAGACUUAUACCGAUGCAGUCAAAAGUGGCCAUCAUUUCAUCGAAUCGACCUGAAUAUCUAUUUGUCGAGUAUGCCUGUUAUAUGUAUGGAUUUAUUACCGUUAGUCUCUAUACAAGCUACGACCCCGCAACCAUUUUAAGCGUACUUCGCAGGACUCAAACAGAAGUGCUUAUUGUCGAUAGCUUAGAACGUAUUCAAUCGUUUCAGAAUGAGUUGUUGGAGAACGAGCAAAUUAAAGAGAUACUCGUCAUGGAUGAGGUGAUCUGUGAUGAGAAGAGCAAAAUUCGAAAUAUUCCAUCGAUUUUCAAGACGAUGAAGAAAGCCGAUGUACGUCAACGGCCGACAGUCGAUCCAGACAAUAUUGCCACCUUUAUAAUGACAAGUGGAACAACAGGCGAGCCCAAAAUUGCCAUGCUAUCGCAUGAGAAUCUUUUGGCAACGGCAAAAGGUAAUGCUAUUCGUCUGGAACGAGCUAAUUUGACGAGAUCUGUUACUAUUCGACAUUGUUCAUUUUUACCUAUGGCUCAUAUAUACGAGCGAUUCAUACUCUUGGGAAUCCUUCUACGCGGCACUCAAGUUGUAUUUUGUCCGGCGCCUGAAAAACUAGUUGAGUACUUUUCAAUUGUGAAACCAACUCAAGUUUCUGUUGUGCCUCGUAUUCUCAACAAAAUUUACGAUACGGUCAUGGCCGAAGUAAACAAGAGUAAAGUGAAGCAAUUUCUUGUCCAACAAGCAUUGCGUAGUGAAGAAUCGUGGUUUUUAUCACGGUACAUCUUUCGUAAAGUCAAAAAAUUAUUCGGCGGUGAAGUAAAGGCAAUGAUAACCGGAGCGGCACCAAUCGCGCCCGAUGUAAUGCAUUUUUUUCGCAUCGCACUAGAUAUACCUAUUAUGGAGGGAUAUGGACAAACAGAAUCAGCAGGUGCUGGUACAAGCACUCAUCCUGCCGAUAUGUCAUAUGGCACAAUUGGCUCACCCGUAGCCACCGUCGAAAUCAAAUUUAUCGAUGUACCAGACACGAACUAUCGAAGUGAGAUGAAUCAAGGAGAAGUCUGCAUUCGAGGGCCGAAUAUUUUUAAAGGCUACUAUGAUGAUGAAGCAAAGACACGUGAGACAAUUGACGAAGAAGGCUGGCUGCAUACAGGUGAUGUUGGAGAAUGGACAAGCAAUGGAGCAUUGCGCAUUAUUGAUCGUACAAAACACAUUUUUAAAUUGAAUCAAGGCAAGUAUAUCGCACCGGAACGGCUCGAAGAUGUGUAUAUUCGUUCUCGAUGGGUCGCACAAAUCUUUAUCGAUGGUAUUUCAAGCGAAGCAACAGUAGUAGCUAUUGUUAUACCAGACGAAGAGUAUGUAAGAAAGAAUUUCAAAUCAGCAGCAGUAGCAACAGCAUUCGCCGAUCUGUGCCAGGAAGAAAAGCUGAAAGCGAUCAUUUUAUCCGAUUUGAUUCGAUUGGCCAAAGAGUACAAGUUUAAAUAUUAUGAAACUAUGAGCAAUAUCUAUCUUCAUGACGAGCCAUUCUCACAAAAGAACGGCCUUCUCACAGUAACACUCAAAACAAGAAGAGCGAAUGCUCGAAAGCACUUUCAGACAAUCAUCAAAUCGUUGUAUAAUGUUGGCGAAACGGCGACAAGCAAUGUAUAA
Molecule: messenger RNA, 2040 nt
Organism: Didymodactylos carnosus
Lineage: Eukaryota; Metazoa; Rotifera; Eurotatoria; Philodinida; Philodinidae
Source: the annotation of a GenBank genome assembly